AUGCCAGGCCAGGGGCACAGCAUCUCAGUUGGCUCGCGGCUCAUAAUACUCAGCAUCGUCUUGCUCGGCGCCGGCUUGCUUGUCAGCUACGUGCACAACCAGUGGAAACGGAGAAAGCUUCCGCCUGGGCCCCCUGGCCUCCCAGUCCUGGGAAAUGCCCUGCAGCUGGGCGAGUUCCCGUGGCACAAAUUCACUGCGUGGAAGGAGAAAUAUGGUCCCCUCAUAUAUCUCGACGGUGCCGGCCAGCCAAUCGUGGUCAUCAACACGCUGGAAGUGGCCGUGGACCUUCUCGACCGCAAGGCAGGCGUCACGUCUGACCGGCCUCACAUCAUCGUCCCUGACAUGAUGACGGGGGGACUCUUCACCCCUUUUGUGGGCCAUAACGACAUCUGGCGUCGAAUGCGCAAGGCGACGCAGGAGAGUCUGCGCACAGGAACCGCGCAGUUCAACAAGGCCGCCCAGCACAAGGACGGCGUGCAACUCGCCCUCAGCAUGCUCACGGAUCCCAGCCACUGGUAUGCCCACUGCAGACAGGCCGUCGCUUCGACCAUCAUGCAGGUGACGUACGGAAAGUCGCCGCCCAUGUGGAAGUACACGGAGAAUGUCGCAAAGUUUCACGAGUUCGUCGACGGGGUCACGCGCGCGGCCAUGCCCGGAGCCCACUAUGUUGAGAUUGCGCCGUGGUUGAGAUAUGUCCCAUCUCAAUUUGCACCCUGGAAAAGGAUGGCGGGUGCCUUUUUCGCCAAGCAUUCGAAGAGCUUCAGGGACAUCUAUGAGGAUACGCGGACGACAUUGGAUACCGGAGACCAGAGUCUGAGUCUCGUACGAGACUUCAUCCAAGACGGCGCCAAAUACGGCCUUUCCCAAGAGGAGGCCUACUGGCUCGCUGCAGCCGCAUUCGCCGGAGGCCAAGCAGCAUAUGGCGUGCUUGCAUGGUGGAUGAUGGCCAUGAUCCUGUUCCCCGAGACGCAGCGGCGCGCCCACGAAGAGAUUGACCGAAUCAUCGGACGCGGCAGGAUUCCUAGCAUACAAGACUGCGAGAACCUGCCCUACAUGCAGGCCAUGGUCAAAGAGUCGAUCCGAUGGCGACCCAUUGACCCCAUCGGCCUCCCAAGACGAGCGUCCGAGGAGGUCCACUACCAGGGCUACGUGAUCCCCAAAGGAACAACCAUGAUCGCCAACGUGUGGGCCAUGCACCGCGACGCGCGCAGCUACGGUCCGGACGCGCACCUCUUCAACCCGGCGCGCUUCAUUGAUGACGAGACGGGCAAGCUCAAGCCUGGGCCUGCAGGCACCAAGGAGGAAAGCCACGUCACGUUUGGGUUCGGUCGGCGCAUCUGCCCCGGCCGCCAUGUGGCUGUGAGCAUGCUGGUCAUGCAGAUGACGCUGGUGCUCUGGGCUAUGAAGAUCGAGGGGCUUCGGGAUGGGAAGGGGGAGCAUGUGCCUAUUGAUGUGGAUGGGUGCAUUGAUGAUGGGCUUGUUGUCCGCCCCAUUCCGUUCGGAGUCAAGCUCACGCCUCGCUUCCCAGAGGUGCUGGCGAUGCUUGAGAAGGAGUACAUUGCGCUAGGUCUGAAUGACGAGUAGUGAUCCAGGUCGACUUGGAUUGUUGCUGGCAGACUCACAGGCAGGAGGCAGGGGGCAGCAGUUCAAGG
This is a messenger RNA of Canariomyces notabilis, 1652 nucleotides long. RefSeq names its product cytochrome P450. NCBI's taxonomy places the organism in Eukaryota, Fungi, Ascomycota, Sordariomycetes, Sordariales, Chaetomiaceae. Gene Ontology annotation, molecular function: heme binding; iron ion binding; monooxygenase activity. The coding region runs from base 1 to 1584 and encodes 527 amino acids. The record is from RefSeq and is a predicted model, not a curated record. The transcript is spliced from 8 exons.